Molecule: messenger RNA, 995 nt
Organism: Calidris pugnax (ruff)
Lineage: Eukaryota; Metazoa; Chordata; Aves; Charadriiformes; Scolopacidae
Gene: TYW3
Product: tRNA-yW synthesizing protein 3 homolog
Exons: 6
Coding region: 13-792 (259 amino acids)
Biological process (GO): tRNA methylation
Cellular component (GO): cytoplasm
Molecular function (GO): tRNA methyltransferase activity
Source: RefSeq, a predicted model, not a curated record
UCCCCUGCCAAGAUGGCGGCGUUCCCUCAGCGCAAGGCCCAGUGCCUGGGGCGGACGGACGCCAGCAGGAAAGGCGGCCUGGACGAAAGGGCGGCCGGCGUCGUGCAGCUGUUGAACGGGCGGCCCCGGUUCUGCACCACCAGCUCCUGCUCCGGCCGCCUGGUCCUCUUGCAGGCGCCCCCCCCCGCGGAUAUAAACAGCGGGGGGAUCCCGAAGAAAAACUGCACGUGGCUCAUGGUAACGCACGAGUUGUGCACUAAAGGCGAUGUGAUGACAGCACUGGAGAAAGCCACUGGUGAUGUUGUGCUCAAGUUUGAACCAUUUGUUCUUCAUGUGCUCUGUCAAGAGCUGCAAGAUGCACAGCUUCUGCACUCAGUGGCCAUGGACUCUGGCUUCAGGAACUCUGGUAUUUCGGUUGGCAGAGGAGGAAAAAUUAUGAUGGCUGUCCGGAGCACACAUUGCUUAGAGGUUCCAUUGAGCCACAAGGGGAAACUGAUGGUCUCCGAAGAAUAUAUUGAAUUUCUGAUACAUGUAGCUAAUCAGAAAAUGGAAGAAAACAUGAGGAGGAUUGACAGAUUCUACAAACGCUUGGAGGUGGCUUUGGAAACUGCCCUGGGUGCAAACCACCCUCCCCAGGGGACGGGGAAUGGCACCGUGUACCUGCGCAGGAGGAGGAGGAAGAUCCUUCAAGAGCAAGAGGCAGGAGCCUCUCCAAAGGAUGGCAGUGAGGAACUAGAGCUGGAGGAUGGUGCAGAAAGCAGUCUGGAUAUUUUUGCUGAAAUCACCAUAUAGACUAAGCCAUUUGAAAGCAAGUGGCAAACUGAAUACUUGUAAUGCUCUUCAUAAGAGAGGGAAGUACUGCUCUAAGUGGCAACACUGUUGUGGACAUUUACCAGAGGAAAAAAAAAAGAAGUCAAACAGAAUUGUGGGCAGGUUUAAUGCCACAGGAGCACAGAGAAUAAAACCGCAGGAUGUUUGGGGUUUUUUUAACAGCA